AUGGUUAAUGCUCCUGUCCAGUGUUCAGCGUGUUUCAAGACUUCGAGGAAGUCAACCGUCUUGGGGGUGACUGGUGCCCAAAGGAGUACCAUUUCCAGCACAACUAUGACAUCCUCUUCCCAGAUAGACAAGCCCGUCUGGUAUACAGAUGGGGCUAAAGCGGGUUCUAACGCGGGAGCAGGAGUCUGGUCUGUAGGGUCUAGGACCGAAUUGUCCUACACCCUAACCGGUACCGCCUCUGUUCUUCAGACGGAGCUGUUUGCCAUUGGCGCCCACAGUAUCCUUGAAAGGGGGUACUAUGGCAAACAUAUCUACAUUUGUAGUGACAGCCACACUGCGUUUAGACUCGUACACAGCACCGUAGUCAAGUCAGGGCUGGUGAAGGACUGUGUCGACUUGUUGACACGGCUAGGCAGUGUCAACAGAGUAAGGUUGCUGUGGAUGCCGAGUCAAAGUGGCGUUCAGAGCAACGAAAGGGCGCACGAGCUUGCCAGACUUGGAGCUUCACGGCACGAUCUGACAGGCCAAUGCCACAUCAGCGUGGAUCUCUGGGUGCAAGGCCCUGGCAUGAGGCACACGAAGGCUCUGCUUUCAGGGCCUUCGGAGGAGCUAGGUACCGAGCUGAUCAACCUGGACCGAGCCCAAUUGAGGCUGGUGGUAGGAUUGGUCACCGGGCACUGGCACCUUAGAAAGCAUCUUACGCGACUGGGCCUUGCACAAGACUCGGUCUACGAUGGGUGUGGCGAAGGAGAUACCCCCCUCCAUCUCAUAACUCAAUGCGUUGGGCUCGCGGACGUCAGAAAUGAUGUCCUUGGGACCAGCGACAACAACUUCGACCUAGGGGGCUCAGGGGCGGCCAGACUCCUGCGCUUUGCAAGGGAGUCGGGGCUGCCCGCGGGACCGCUAUGGUCAUAG
Polistes dominula (European paper wasp) is the source of this 915-nucleotide messenger RNA. RefSeq lists its product as uncharacterized. The record is from RefSeq and is a predicted model, not a curated record. Lineage: Eukaryota; Metazoa; Arthropoda; Insecta; Hymenoptera; Vespidae.